AUGUUUUCUUUGAAUCCCACCCAUGAAAAUGAUAGCAAGGGAGAUGGAGAAUUCAAUUUCUGGGGCAGUGAGUCGGAGUGCGGAGAGCGUUUUGAGCAAGAGUUUGAUGAUAAAUCGCUGCGGUUAUGGAACACGAGUAGAUGUAGAAACGAGGCGUACCCUCUACUACCUCAAAAUCAUGAUUAUAGUAAUAACAUAUCUAGAUCUCGGCUACGGGAAGCGAGGAAAGAGCUGAUGGAGAGAAUUUGUGAUAUGCCAGAGUGCGGUUAUGAGCUCUCGCUCAAGGACAUUGUUGAUCUUGAAGAGAAUAAAACUAGCACGACUGAAAUGAAGAAACACAAGACUCAAAAGUCGAAGAGAAGCGGCAAGUCAGGUCAGAUGUCGAGAAAUGCAAGUAUGGAAAAGGAAACUUUAAUGAUCAAGCUCUUUAUUCCCACUUCGCUUUUCUGCAAAUCAAGAUUAAAAGGAUCAAAGGUAGUACCUGAUCAAAGAAGCAGCAGAAGCAGCAGCAGUUCAAGCUGUUUCUUCCCCGCUUGCUGGCCUAUCUUCAGAACCAAGAGAAGACAGAGUGGACCCAAUUUCUGAACAGGCAUAAAAUUACAUUACCAACAAGACUUUUGAACUUUUGUGUUUUAACUUUCCUUACUAGCUUGUAAAAAAAAUAAAACAACUUCCCUUGCUAGAGUUUUGAUACA
This is a messenger RNA of Mercurialis annua (annual mercury), 695 nucleotides long. RefSeq lists its product as uncharacterized. The record is from RefSeq and is a predicted model, not a curated record. The coding region runs from base 1 to 585 and encodes 194 amino acids. The transcript has 2 exons. Lineage: Eukaryota; Viridiplantae; Streptophyta; Magnoliopsida; Malpighiales; Euphorbiaceae.